UGUAUACACCAAACAUUUUUCCGUAGUUCAUUAAUUUCUUUUUACACGGUGAGUUCAUUAAUUUCUUCAGGUUCUUAUUCGAAAUGCAGUUGAAAACAGAGGAAUACAUGGAAAGAUGGAGGCACUCCUCCAAUUCCAACCCAGUUAUUUCUCCUUCUCCUCUUUCCUUCACCACUUGAGCUUGAAACCAAAUAAAACACAUCCCCGUUCUCCCCUUUUCAAUUUUCCCAUCAACAACUCAAAAACCCACUAUUCCCUUCACAUACACACACCCCCUCCACUUCCAAUUUCACACCCCCCUUUCCCAAAUCCCUCUCUUCUCUCCUUCUUCCUCCGUCUAUCUUCUCGCCACAACGACAUCAACCUCGCCAAAGCCAUCCACGCAACCCUCCUCAAACGCAAUGAUGAAAUUCAAAACACUCAUCUCUCCACCGCCCUCAUUUCAACCUAUAUCAAUCUCCGUCUCUUAUCCUACGCACACCAUCUCUUCCUUUCCCUUUCUUCCCCCACCGUCGUUUCUUACUCCGCUCUCAUUUCCGCCUUCUCCAAAUCCAAUCGCGAACACCAAGCUUUGUUCCUCUUCCUUCACAUGAUAACCACUUCAUCUCUUCAACCAAAUGACUACACUUAUGUUGCCGUUUUAACCGCCUGCACCCGAAUCCUCUAUUUCCAAUUCGGCCUCCAACUACACGCUAGGGUUAUCAAAACCGGACAUUUUAACAAUUCCGUUUUUAUCUCCAAUGCGCUUGUGUCUUUUUAUACUAAAUGCGGGUUUUAUCAAUCUGCAUUCAAGGUGUUCGAUGAAAUGCGUCAAAGAGAUAUUGCGUCUUGGAACACCGUCAUGUGUUGUGCGGUUCAGGAGUUUAUGUACGACACCGCGUUUCGAUUGUUUUGUGAUAUGCAAGUAAUUGAUGGAUUAAAAGUUGAUUAUUUUACUUUGUCAACGCUUUUGACUGCGUGUGGUGCAAGUGCUUUGGUGGUGGAAGGGAAGCAAGUGCAUGCGCAUGCUGUUAAGGUUGGGUUGGAUGCUGAAUUGAAUGUUGGAAAUGCACUUAUUGGAUUUUAUAAGAAUUGUGGAAAUGUUGAUGAUGUGAUAUGUUUGUUUGAGAGGAUGAGUGUGAGAGAUGUUAUUACUUGGACGGAAAUGAUGAGGGUGUAUAUGGGUUUUGGGUCGGUGGAUUUGGCUUUGAAGAUGUUUAAUGAAAUGCCGGUGAAGAAUUCUGUGACUUAUAAUGCUCUUUUGUCUGGGUUUUGUCGAAAUGGUGAGGGUUUAAAGGCUGUGGAAUUGUUUAUCAAAAUGGUGGAUGAGGGCAUGGAGUUAACGGAUUUCUCUUUGAGUAGUGGGAUUAAUGCUUGUAGUUUGCUUGGGGAUUACGGGGUCAGCAAGCAGAUGCAUGGAUUUGCAAUCAAGUUUGGGUUUGGUUCAAAUGUUUGUGUUGAAGGGGCUUUGCUUGACAUGUACACAAAAUGUGGGAGGAUGGUAGAGGCUAAGAAGAUGUUCAGCCGGUGGGAGGAAUCGGAGGAAGUUAGCUCUGUGGCUUGGACUUCCAUGAUGUGUGGCUAUGCUCGGAACGGGCAACCGGAGGAGGCGAUUUCUCUUUUCCACCUUGGUCAUACCGAAGGGAAAAUGAUUAUGGAUGAAGUUGCAUCAACUUCAAUGAUUGGUCUUUGUGGAACUGUUGGUUAUCUUGAUAUGGGUAAGCAAAUCCAUUGUCAAGUUUUUAAAUUUGGCUUUCAAUCUAUUGUGGGAGUUGGAAAUGCUGUUGUGAGUAUGUAUUUCAAGUGUGGGAAUGCAGAUGAUGCAAUUAAGAUGUUCAGUAAUAUGUCCUUUACCGAUACAGUUUCAUGGAAUACUUUGAUUUCUGGUUAUCUUAUGCAUAAACAGGGCAAUAGAGCAUUGGAAGUAUGGUUGGAAAUGCAGGAGAAGGGCAUAAAGCCUGAUGAAGUUACAUUUGUUUUGAUAAUUUUAGCCUAUAGGCAUACUAACUUGAAUUUGGUUGAUGACUGUUGUAGUUUGUUUAACUCAAUGAAAACGGUUUAUCACGUUGAGCCAACAUUUGAGCAUUAUUCCUCUUUCGUCCGUGUUUUGGUUCACUGGGGUCUUCUAGAAGAAGCAGUGGAAACCAUCAAUAAGAUGCCUUUUAAGCCUUCUGCCCUUGUUUGGCGUGCUUUGCUUGAUGGUUGUAGACUCCAUAAGAAUACAAUAAUUGAAAAAUGGGCUGCCAAGAAUAUUCUUGCCCUAGAUCCUAAAGAUCCAUCCACUUUUAUACUUGUUUCGAAUUUGUAUUCAUCUUCUGGGAGAUGGGACUGCUCUGAGAUGGUUAGGGAAAGUAUGAGAGAAAAGGGAUUUCGUAAACACCCGGCUCAAAGUUGGAUCAUUUCUCAGAAGAAAAUGCAUUCGUUCUAUGCAAGAGAUAAAUCUCAUCCACAAGAGAAAGACAUAUAUAGUGGGUUGGAGAUUCUAAUAUUGGAGUGCCUAAAAGUAGGAUAUGAACCUGACACUAGUUUUGUUCUCCAUGAAGUGGAAGAGCAUCACAAGAAAAAUUUUCUAUUCCAUCACAGUUCCAAACUAGCAGCAACUUAUGGAAUAUUGAUGACAAAGCCAGGAAAGCCCAUUCGGAUUGUAAAGAACAUUCUUCUUUGUGGGGACUGUCAUACAUUCUUAAAAUAUGUAUCUAUUGUCACUAAGAGAGAUAUUUUUCUAAGGGAUUCUUCAGGAUUUCACUGUUUUUCUAAUGGCCAGUGCUCGUGUAAAGAUCAUUGGUGAGAUGCUGAUACAGGUAUGAAGCAGAUACUUUUUUUGAGGAAAUAUGAAGCAGAUACUUUUUUUGAGGAAAUAUGAAGCAGAUACUUACCGUAAGUUACUAUAUAUCAUAAUGAAGGAAUUCUGAAAUCGAAAUUCAACUAUACGUAAUACUUUUUUUCCUACGAGGAAUUGAUUUGUUAGGUAUAUGAAUAAGAAGCUUUUGAUUAUUUUUUCACGCACAGUAUACAAUUUUCCCCCUAGAAGUUAUUAUUGCAGAACUAUAACUUUUAUAAGAUUGUUUUAAAAAAAUUGGAAGACUAAUACACUUUUGGUCUUAGAUAA
Cicer arietinum (chickpea) is the source of this 3088-nucleotide messenger RNA. Its product is annotated as pentatricopeptide repeat-containing protein At5g03800. Lineage: Eukaryota; Viridiplantae; Streptophyta; Magnoliopsida; Fabales; Fabaceae. Gene Ontology annotation, molecular function: zinc ion binding; RNA binding; protein binding. The record is from RefSeq and is a predicted model, not a curated record. Gene Ontology annotation, biological process: RNA modification.